UGACAAAGUUGACAGUUACGUGAAUAAAUCUCACGACGUAUGUUCGGUAUUUACGCGACGUUACGUAGAAAAUUUCAUAAAAACUUCAGUGUGCAACGAUCCCUAAAUCAUACGUGACUUUUCAGCACGGAGUCAUGGCGGUUCCAAACAACCCAUACAACAAGUUGUUGAAGACUUUGGAAGUUAACGGAAAGACUUAUAAAUACUAUGAUGUAGUCGCUCUUGGAGAGAAAUAUGAUCGUCUGCCCUACAGCAUCAGGGUACUCCUAGAAUCAUGUGUGCGUAACUGCGAUGGUUUUCAAGUAUUACCGCAGGAUGUAGAGAAUGUAUUGAACUGGGAAGUGAACCAGAAAUCUGACGAUGUGGAGGUCGCUUUUAAACCCGCUAGGGUUAUUCUGCAGGAUCUAACAGGAGUACCAGCAGUGGUUGAUUUCGCAGCGAUGCGUGAUGCUGUAAAGGAUCUAGGUGGAGAUCCAAAUAAGAUCAAUCCAAUCUGCCCAGCCGAUCUGGUUAUAGAUCAUUCCGUGCAAGUUGAUUUUUCUAGAAGCUCUGACGCUUUAAACAAGAACCAGGAACUUGAGUUUGAGAGGAACAAGGAGAGAUUCCAAUUUUUGAAGUGGGGAGCUCAAGCCUUUAACAAUAUGAUGAUAGUACCUCCUGGUUCAGGCAUUGUUCAUCAGGUGAAUUUAGAAUAUUUAGCGCGCGUGGUAUUCACGGAUGAUAUAUUAUACCCCGACUCUGUUGUUGGCACGGACAGUCAUACGACCAUGAUAAAUGGGCUUGGUGUUGUGGGAUGGGGCGCGGGGGGUAUUGAAGCGGAAGCAGUAAUGUUAGGUCAAGCGACGAGCAUGUUAUUGCCAAAAGUAGUGGGGUAUAAACUUAGUGGGGAAUUGAACCCUAUGGCUACAUCUACUGACCUUGUGCUUACUAUUACUAAGCACCUCCGUUCCCUCGGUGUGGUGGGCAAGUUCGUUGAAUUCUUCGGUCCCGGUGUUUCUGCCCUAAGCAUAGCUGAUAGGGCAACUGUGGCCAACAUGUGCCCCGAGUUCGGGGCAACUGUGGCACAUUUCCCCGUUGACGAGAGAUCGUUGGAUUAUUUAGCACAGACCAAUCGUCCCGCCGAAAAAAUAAACAUAAUAAGAGAGUAUUUGAAAGCGACAAAACAGUUUAGAGACUACACGAAUCCGGAACAAGAUCCAGUGUUUUCUGAGAUAGUCGAGUUGGACCUAUCCACGGUCGUGACGUCAGUGAGUGGACCGAAACGACCGCAGGACCGUGUUUCCGUGUCCGACAUGAAGGUGGACUUUGCGCAGUGCUUGACUAAUAAGAUCGGUUUCAAAGGCUACGGCCUGUCCCCCAACCAAUUAUCCGCUUCGGGUAGUUUCUCCUUCAGCGAUGGAAAGGAGUACACCAUCAACCAUGGUUCGGUCAUCAUAGCGGCUAUCACGUCGUGUACCAACACGUCCAAUCCAAGCGUGAUGUUGGGGGCUGGUCUCCUAGCAAAGAAGGCAGUGGAGAAUGGCCUUAGUGUGCUACCUUAUAUCAAGACAUCUCUAUCGCCUGGUUCCGGAGUUGUUACCUAUUAUUUGAGGGAAUCCGGAGUUAUACCAUACUUGGAAAAACUCGGUUUCAACAUCGUCGGCUACGGAUGUAUGACAUGUAUUGGAAACUCUGGUCCGAUUGACGAUAAUAUCGCUAAUACUAUCGAAAAGAACGAGCUAGUAUGCUGCGGCGUGCUAUCCGGCAACCGCAACUUCGAAGGCCGAAUCCACCCCAACACGCGGGCCAACUACCUCGCGUCGCCGCUGCUCGUGAUCGCGUAUGCGCUCGCUUCCACCGUGGAUAUAGACUUUGCGACACAGCCGCUUGGUAAGCGCCCUGACGGCACUCCUGUGUUCUUGAGGGACAUUUGGCCUACUCGCGCUGAAAUUCAAGAGGUCGAGAACAAAUACGUCAUUCCCGGCAUGUUUAAGGAGGUAUACGCGAAAAUAGAGCAAGGCUCUCCAUCAUGGCAGACCCUGGACGUGCCGAAAGGAAAAUUGUACGGAUGGGACCCGAACUCAACAUAUAUCAAGAAACCACCAUUUUUCGAUGGCAUGACUAAGGAAUUACCCCCAAUCAAAAGUAUAGUAGGCGCCAGGUGUCUGCUCUUACUGGGUGAUUCUGUAACAACAGACCACAUCUCACCCGCCGGCUCUAUAGCCAGAAACUCACCGGCCGCUAGAUAUUUGGCUAGUAGAGGUUUAACCCCCCGCGAAUUCAACUCGUACGGUUCGAGGCGAGGCAACGACGCGGUAAUGUCGCGAGGCACGUUCGCGAACAUUCGCAUCGUGAACAAGAUGGCCGCCGCGCCGGGACCGAAAACUGUUCAUAUACCGAGUGGCGAUAGUAUGGACAUAUUUGAUGCGGCUGAGAGAUACGCAAAAGAAAAUGUGCCCCUAAUUGCAAUAGUGGGCAAAGACUAUGGAAGCGGUUCGAGUCGAGACUGGGCAGCGAAGGGACCGUAUUUAUUGGGCAUAAAAGCAGUAAUAGCCGAAUCUUUCGAGCGAAUCCACCGGUCAAACCUAGUCGGUAUGGGCGUUAUGCCCCUACAGUUUCUGCCCGGGCAAAACGCGGAUACCCUGGGACUGACCGGGAAAGAAAUGUUCAAUAUUGAAGUGCCGGAAAACCUGAAAACUCAUCAGUUGCUUGAUGUAAAGGUGGACAACGGCACGACCUUCCAAGUGAAAGUGCGGUACGAUACUGAAGUGGACCUCAGUUACUUCAGACAUGGCGGCAUUUUGAACAAUAUGAUAAGGAAGAUGUUGUAAAAUGUAAAACUACCCACAUUUUUUUUUG
Messenger RNA from Colias croceus (clouded yellow), 2838 nucleotides. Its product is annotated as cytoplasmic aconitate hydratase-like. Gene Ontology annotation, cellular component: cytosol; mitochondrion. NCBI's taxonomy places the organism in Eukaryota, Metazoa, Arthropoda, Insecta, Lepidoptera, Pieridae. Gene Ontology annotation, molecular function: aconitate hydratase activity; 4 iron, 4 sulfur cluster binding. Gene Ontology annotation, biological process: tricarboxylic acid cycle; citrate metabolic process. The record is from RefSeq and is a predicted model, not a curated record. The transcript is spliced from 22 exons. The coding region runs from base 135 to 2810 and encodes 891 amino acids.